Messenger RNA from Miscanthus lutarioriparius, 1794 nucleotides. The record is from the annotation of a GenBank genome assembly. NCBI's taxonomy places the organism in Eukaryota, Viridiplantae, Streptophyta, Magnoliopsida, Poales, Poaceae.
AUGGCGACGCACGCUUACCGGCUGUUCGCGAGCACGGUCCUCGCGGGGGUUCUUCUGGUAUGGCUGUACAGAGCCACGCACGUGCCGUCGAGGAGCAGCGGCGCCCGGUGGUGGGCGUGGCUUGGGCUCUCCGCGGCCGAGCUCUGGUUCGGCUUCUACUGGGUGCUGACGCUGUCCGUGCGGUGGAGCCCCGUCUACCGCCGCGCCUUCCCGGACCAGCUCUCGCGAAGGUACAAGGAAGAGCAGCUUCCUGGGGUGGACAUAUUUGUGUGUACAGCAGACCCCACUGUUGAGCCACCAAUGCUUGUCAUCUCCACUGUCCUAUCUGUUAUGGCUUACGACUACCCGCAGGAAGUUUGCAAAGCACUGGCUUCCAUUUUGCAAGAAGUACCAAGUGGAGCCCAGGAGAUGCACAAAGAUUUGACAGAUCGAGUGAACUCAGUCGUUAAUUCAGGGAAGAUCCCUGAUGUUUCAAAAUACAAGCUUAGGGGCUUCUCCAAGUGGAGCGAGAAUACAAGUUUUAGAGAUCACCCUUCAAUAGUUCAGAUUUUAAUUGAUGGAAACAAAAGAAAAGCAACUGAUGUUGAUGGAAAUGUGUUGCCCACACUGGUUUAUUUGGCUCGUGAGAAGAGACCUCAGGAACAUCGUCACUUCAAGGCUGGAUCACUGAAUGCUUUGAUAAGGGUAUCAUCAGUGAUAAGCAACAGCCCAGUCAUUAUGAAUGUGGACUGUGAUAUGUACUCCAACAAUUCAGGGUCUAUCAGAGAUGCAUUGUGCUUCUUCCAAGAUGAAGAGCAAAGUCAAGAUAUUGCUUUUGUUCAGUACCCUCAGAACUUUGAAAAUGUGGUGCACAAUGACAUCUAUGGCAAUCCCAUCAACUCCGUCAAUGAGAAGGGAGUUAGAUAUGGUUGCCCACUGGAGGAUGUCAUUACAGGAUUGCAGAUCCAGUGCCGUGGGUGGAGAUCAGUUUACCACAACCCGCCAAGAAAGGGGUUUUUAGGCAUGGCGCCGACCUCACUAGGACAGAUCUUGGUUCAGCACAAGAGAUGGACAGAAGGGUUCCUCCAGAUCUCCCUCUCAAAGUACAGCCCGUUUCUGCUAGGUCACAGGAAGAUCAGGCUGGGCCUUCAAAUGGGUUACUCCGUCUGCGGGUUCUGGGCUCUUAACAGCUUCCCCACCUUGUACUAUGUCACCAUCCCUUCACUUUGCUUCCUCAAUGGCAUCUCAUUGUUCCCUGAGAUAACCAGUCCCUGGCUUGUACCGUUUGCAUACGUUGUUGUGGCUGCAUACUCCUGCAGUUUGGUGGAGUCACGGCAAUGUGGCGACACUGCCGUAGAGUGGUGGAACGCACAAAGGAUGUGGCUUUUCAGAAGAAUCACCUCAUACCUCUUGGCAGCCAUCGACACAAUCCGCAGAAUGCUUGGCAUCACUGAGUCGGGAUUCACCCUGACAACGAAGGUGACUGAUUCGCAGGCCCUAGAGAGGUACAAGAAGGGAAUGAUGGAGUUUGGAUCCUUCUCCGCGAUGUUUGUGAUCAUUGCAACUGUCGCACUGCUUAACCUGGCAUGCAUGAUGCUCGGGGUGGCAAAAGUUUUGCUGCAUAAAGGCGCGAUGAGUUUGGGAGCUAUGUUUGUGCAGGCUGUUCUAUGUGCGCUAAUAGUAGCGAUCAAUUUCCCAGUGUACGAAGCACUGUUCCUCCGCAAGGACAGUGGCGGAUUACCAGCUUCUGUCAGUCUAAUUUCGCUCUGCAUUGUAAUGCCAUUCUGUAUACUGCCAACCAACUUGUACUUGUAA